Messenger RNA from Symbiodinium sp. CCMP2592, 3321 nucleotides. Lineage: Eukaryota; Dinophyceae; Suessiales; Symbiodiniaceae. The record is from the annotation of a GenBank genome assembly.
AUGCGGUUGCCCAAGCCCGUCACUUCGGUGGCGGUCAAGCGAGUUGGCGGCACCGCCUUCCGUGUUGGUUUUGCGGAGAUGAACGGAUGGCGACCCAGCAUGGAGGAUGCCCACCUCAUCUAUACUCAAGAUACCUGGGGCUGCUUCGGAGUCUUCGAUGGUCACGGUGGUGAUGAAUGCUCUGGCUUCAUAGCCAGACGCUUCAACGAAGAGUUGGACAAAACUGGCAUGCCAGAAAGUCAUGAAGCGGUUACAGAACUGGCAUUCCGCUUAGACGAGGAGUUUUUGAAUUCCAACCAGCCCAGUGGAUCCACAGGAACAUUUGUCUUUGUGCAAGCGCCAAGCGCACCUGGAGGCCGUUAUCAUCUUCGAGUGGGCAACAUUGGCGAUAGCCGCAUACUCCUGGGCCGGGCUGAUGGUUCACUCGUCCGCGGGGGUGGAUCUGACGGCGCUCUCACCAAGGACCACAAGCCGGAAGCUGAAGAAGAGCGGAUCAGGAGGUCUGGAGGGAACGUGCAGGUAAUGGGGGCCACGUGCCGCCUGAAUGGAUGUCUGGCAGUGAGCCGUGCAUUCGGUGACAAAGAGCACAAGAAUGCCGGCUUGAGUUGUGCUCCCGACCUGCAGGAGCUUGAUUGUGAUCCAAAUCAUUUUCUUGUUUUGGUUUGCGAUGGGAUCUCGGAAGGCGGAUUCGCGCCCGAUGCCGUCGUCAAAUUGGCAGCUGAAAAGCUGCGAGCGACCCCUGGUGAUCCAGCUCAGGCCGCGAUUGCCGUUUGCGACGAGGCCAUAAAAAGUGGAUCCACAGACAAUCUUUCUUGCAUGAUCGUGCUCCUGGGCGGUGGUGAGGUGCCUGGUGAGCAUGCGGACUUCAUUCCUGGUCCGUUUGGAGCGCCUGAAAGCGCUGCUUUUAAGAAGGCUUACGCAUCCAUGGCCGAGCGUUCUGGAUUUACUCUGGAGCGAGCGCUGAAGAAGCGUGCUGAGGAUGCCGCGUUGCUGAAGCGACGCCUGCUGGGCCAGAAGCCCAAAACGUCAGCCAGACCGGUCUGGCGGCGGCGCGAUGCGGUCGGAAGGAGCUGCAGACGUGGAGCAUGGCUGGCAGAGCAUUUCGUACGCGAGGUUCGUUCGGAGCCUCGAGUUCCAAGUCGUGGCGUCCUUGGUGUCAAGCUCACGAUCUGUCAACGGGGACGACAUGCGCACCGGCUCACGCUCAGGCGCAUCUGGACACCGCAGGUGGCAGGCUUUCCGGAGCCAAUCUCCUCUUCCACAGUUGGGUGCCCAACCCUCUUGGAGAGCCUUCGGCACUUCUCAGGCCGCCCGAAUAUCCAAAAUGCCACCUGCCGACGAAAUGUGCUUACAGAAGGUGUGCCAGCUACCAGAAAGGUGGGGCAUCGCACGGUCGCAUGGCCCAACCCGCUGCGUCCUGUUCCAGAACUGCGCCCCAAUCAGCAGGCGCGCUAUGUCGUUCGCCCUGCGGUGGUGGGCAGCAGAGUGGUGGGCGCGAUCCCCGUCCAAGCUCCCCGGCGAGUUCCAGCAGGUGCUUCCUCGAUGCCGGCGUUUCCCGACGAGAGCAGUUCUGUCGGUCUCGCCGCUCCCAAACCUCGUGGUCCUAGCCACACCGUUGUCCCUCCCAAAGCACCGGGGCCUUUGAACUUGGCAGAGGGCCAGUGGAAGAUUGGCACCGUGCUGGUCAAGACGGCGACGGGCUUCUUGGUGGUACCGGCUGCGGAGGUGCGGAGACCCUUCUCGCUCUCUACUCCCACAGUGAAAUCACCAGGGCCAGGACUUCUAGCCCCGCCGCGGGCCGCCGGGCCCGCUGGGUUCGGAGUGCCCCUGCGGGCACCCCUCAAUCGCUUCGUGAGCCCUCGGCCUUCGGCAGGAGCCCUUCGACCGAACUUCGCUCCGGAGAUGGUGAUCCGGCCGAAUUUCCCCUUGCGGCCCGCCACCGCAGGGCCUUUUGAGCCGCCUGGGCGGCCGCAGACUCAGACUCUCACAGACUGCCUGUGCUCCCGAUCUGUGCUGGCGCUUCACGGUGCCGCGCGGAAGGCAGAUCUGCGGUGUCGAGAUGGCCGACAGGCUGUGAGCGAGAAGGGCACAACUAUGCUCUCGCAGUGGCAAUUCAAGUCGCGAAAUGCUUGCCAGAUUGCAAUCAGCUUCAUCUCGGCUCUGCCUAGCCCGAAGCAAUUUGCGCAGUUGGACACCAAGCUCCUUCGGCUGUGUGAGCUGGAAUGGGAGCUGUCGGGCGCAGUUCUACGCGCCCAAGACCUUGGCAACGAGCUGUUGCUUGCUGCUAUGCAGUGGCAUUCAUUUGAAGGCGAUAGCACGGUGCAGUCGCAGCUUCAGCCGUCCUUUUUCGAUAACUUUCUGGGCGAUCAGAGCACCCCGAGAUCUGGCGUGCCCAACCUGCCGGAAAAGACUUUGACCUCCUGCAGUCAGCCUGAUCGCAGGCUGAGUGGUUCAACGGGAGUACCGGACACGGAAUCGGACUUAGAGUCCGAAAGCGAAAGCAACCCAGAGCUCAAAUUUGCGAAUGCGCAGGAUAGCAGCUUGGAGUGUCAGAACGGUCACCGCAAGGUGUUCCUGAACAGGGCCGCCGAAGCAGACUGGUAUGUGGACCAGGCGUGCGGGUGUUUGGCGCAGGCUCCUGAGAGGUCACGCCUGGAGGUUGCAAGUCCUGAGCAGGUGCAAGCUGCGCGGGCUGAUGGUGUUGAUUACGCGCCCGAUGGCAAGGAUUCGCCUGGAGCGCUCUGGGCCGACGCGGAGGAAUUUCGCCCGCCAAGGGUGCAGAUAGUGCAGAUGCUCAAAGAGAUCGGGCGCCGAGAUGAAGAGGAUUCAGAUCCUUCACCUGCUGGAUCCGAUGACCAGAAGGCUUCCAGCUGCUCCCACAAUGCACUGGCCCAUGAGACGCGAAUAUCGCAGCUCAGUGCAGUUUUCGAGCUUGACGCGCAGUUGAGUAAGACAUGCGAGGAGCAGUCCAAGCAAAUCCAGCAGCUGACUGUGCAGUUGCAGAUGAAGAAUCAGCAGCACGAAGAUCUCCAAGAACAAUGGCAGGCUGCCAAGGAAGAGCUCCAGGACAAGUUGAAGGAUGCGACUGCUCAGUUGUCUGACGCCGAGGAGCGAUGCAAGAAGUAUCAAGCGGAGAAAGCCUACAAGGAUGCCCUUAAAAAUGCGAGCCGCCAGCUGUGCGAGAUUGAGGAAAUGUCAUCGCCCGAAGUGCGAGACAAGGCGUUUAAGAAGUUGCUGCAGGUUUGGCAUCCAGACAAAAAUUUGGACAACGUCCAGGUGGCAACAAAGGUUUUCCAGUUCCUACAGCGCUGGAAGCCGUGA